Messenger RNA from Solea solea (common sole), 2560 nucleotides. RefSeq names its product glutamate decarboxylase 1-like. Gene Ontology annotation, cellular component: cytoplasm; presynaptic active zone. The record is from RefSeq and is a predicted model, not a curated record. Gene Ontology annotation, molecular function: glutamate decarboxylase activity; pyridoxal phosphate binding. Lineage: Eukaryota; Metazoa; Chordata; Actinopteri; Pleuronectiformes; Soleidae. The coding region runs from base 333 to 2129 and encodes 598 amino acids. The transcript has 17 exons. Gene Ontology annotation, biological process: GABA biosynthetic process.
CCGGCGGUGAUGGAGGUGCAGCACCUACAUCCUGUGACUCAUUCAACAAGACAAGGCUUGCUUUAAAUGUCAGCAAAUCACGCCUCAACCACAGCAAGGUCACCUUGAUAUGGAUCUAGUAGAGACCUGAAGCUCGGCUCUGUUUUGUGUCCUCCUGUUUCUGCUCGGAGUGAACCAAAGAGCGCAGCAGCCUCUCUUUCUCUUUCUCCCCCUCCAGGACUUAAUUUGAUGGUAUAUUCACUUUUUUCUUUUUCUCCGCUGGACUGCACCUGUUCACCUGGACACACGCACAAUCACAGAGAGGACUUUGGCACAGGGUCUCACAGGGAGUGAUGGCGGCGUCUGCACCCACCUCCUCCUCCGCCUCCUCCGCCUCCACUGGCGGCGAACCGGAUCCCAACUCGACAAAUUUACGACCACCGGGCUCAAGCUAUGAUGCUUGGUGUGGAGUUGCUCAUGGAUGCACUAGAAAAUUGGGAAUGAAGAUAUGUGGAUUUUUGCAGAAGAACAACAGUCUGGAGGAGAAGAGCAGGAUGGUGAGCUCCUUGAAGGAGCGCACAGCCAAGAGCCUGCUGUCCUGCGAUAACAGCGGCACAGACGCGCGUUUCAGACACACGGAGACGGAUUUCUCCAAUCUGUUCGCCAGAGAUCUACUGCCUGCCAAAAAUGGAGAGGAACAGACCAUGCAGUUCUUGCUGGAGGUGGUGGAAAUUCUCACCAACUACAUCCGGAAGACCUUUGAUAGAUCCACCAAGGUGCUGGACUUCCACCACCCCCACCAGCUGCUGGAGGGCAUGGAGGGCUUCAACCUGGAGCUCUCUGACCAGCCUGAGUCCCUGGAGCAGAUCCUGGUGGACUGUAGGGACACUCUGAAAUACGGAGUGAGGACAGGUCAUCCCAGGUUCUUCAACCAGCUGUCAACUGGACUAGACAUUGUUGGUUUGGCAGGAGAGUGGCUCACAUCUACAGCCAACACUAACAUGUUCACCUACGAGAUCGCCCCUGUCUUUGUACUCAUGGAGCAGUUGACCCUGAAAAAGAUGAGAGAAUUCAUUGGCUGGCCUGACGACGAGGGCGAUGGAAUAUUUUCUCCAGGAGGAGCGAUCUCCAACAUGUACAGCGUGAUGAUCGCCAGAUACAAGUUCUUCCCCGAAGUCAAGACCAAAGGCAUGUCGGCUGCACCCAGACUGGUCCUCUUCACUUCCGAGCAUAGCCACUACUCCAUCAAGAAAGCCAGUGCAGCUUUGGGCAUCGGGACAGAAAACCUGAUCCUUUUGAAAACAGAUGAGAGAGGGAGAGUCAUUCCUGCUGAUUUGGAAGCCAAAGUAAUAGAGGCCAAGAAAAAGGGUUGUGUUCCAAUGUUUGUGAAUGCCACCGCCGGGACCACAGUCUACGGAGCCUUUGAUCCCAUUAAUGAAAUUGCAGACAUCUGUGAAAAAUACAACAUGUGGCUUCAUGUGGACGGUGCUUGGGGAGGAGGUUUGCUGAUGUCCAGGAAACACAGACACAAGCUGAACGGUGUAGAAAGAGCCAACUCAGUCACCUGGAACCCUCAUAAGCUGAUGGGAGUGCCACUGCAGUGCUCUGCCAUUCUGGUCAGAGAGAGGGGUUUACUACAGAACUGCAACUCCAUGAGUGCAGGCUACCUCUUCCAGCCGGACAAACAGUACGACGUGACAUACGACACAGGCGACAAGGCCAUUCAGUGCGGACGCCAUGUUGAUAUCUUUAAGUUUUGGCUCAUGUGGAAGGCAAAGGGAACAGUGGGGUUUGAGCAGCACAUUGACAAGUGCCUAGAUCUGUCUGCGUACCUCUACAAUAAGAUAAAAAACAGAGAGGGCUUCAAGAUGCUGUUUAACGAAGAGCCGCAGCACACCAAUGUCUGCUUUUGGUACAUUCCACCAAGCCUGCGAGGCCUGCCUGACGGUGAGGAGCGGCGGGAGAGGUUGCACAAGGUGGCCCCAAAGAUCAAGGCACUGAUGAUGGAGUGUGGGACCACCAUGGUGGGCUACCAGCCACAAGGAGACAAGGUUAACUUUUUCCGCAUGGUCAUCUCCAACCCUGCUGCCACUAUGUCAGACAUCGAUUUCCUGAUCGAGGAGAUCGAGCGACUGGGGAAUGACUUAUAAGAGCCACUCCUGUAUUUUAAAACCUCCUGAAACAUCUGGAGGGCCUUGAGCCUGGUUUCAUGUCUCUUUUUGUCUUGUACAGAUGUUGAGUUUUGUUUUUUUGUUUUUUUGCUUACGAUGCACAACAAAUAAUAGUAUGCCCUAUGUGUCAACUCUCUGUCUGUUCUGUCUUUAGCGGCAACGAUUAAAACAUCUGCAUAGCUGAGUAUCUGAGUGAAAAGAACACAAGUCAAAGCUUGAGAGAAUCACACGAGCACACUGCUGUUCUGGCGAAACUAUGUUCAAUGUAACAUCAGUUUGAGGAAUUUAAAUGCAGGUUCCUUCUCAUGUGAAUGUGAAAAAGCAAAAAAAAACAAAAAACCUGAGGACUUGUAGGAUUUUGUCAUGCAGCAGGUAUGAACAGAAUUCUACUACUGUACCAUAUGGAGAUC